AUUCCAGUCCCUGAAUGGUGUGAAGUAAAAGUGCUUUCAAAGGAUCCCGCAAGAAUGGCACUGGUGGACAUAAUGGGUCUAUUUCAUCGUCAAAGGACCCAAGGAGUCGAAAGGAAAUUCUAACUACAACACCAAAAUGCCACAAAACCAUAGUUAUUAAUGCAAACUAACUAGCAUCCCUGCCUAUCUGUCACCAUCUCAUCUUAAAAAACUUGUGAAAAAUACGUAAUCCUGAUGAGACUUCAAUCGGGUAUAAAUACCAGCAGCUAAAGGAGAUGCGGCACAUUGUUCUGAUCAUCGGCAGAUCAGCUAUUAGGAAAGAAAAAAUCAGCCAAGUCCUUUGGCCCUGAUCAACUUUACACAGGAGCUACUAAUUUCAGCGACUUUGGCCUAACUCUCUCUGAAACAAUGAAUUUUACAAGUUAUAUCUUAGCUUUUCAGCUUUGCAUCAUUUUGGGUUCUUCUAGCUGCUACUGCCAGGCUACUUUUUUGAAAGAGAUACAGAACCUAAAGGAAUAUCUUAAUGCAACUGAUUCAGAUGUAGCGGAUGGUGGGCCUCUUUUCAUAGAUAUUUUGAAGAACUGGAAAGAGGACAGUGACAAAAAAAUAAUUCAGAGCCAGAUCGUUUCCUUUUACCUCAAAAUCUUUGACAACUUGAAAGACAACCAGGUCAUCCAAGAGAGCGUGAAGACCCUUGAGGAAGACCUCUUUGUUAAGUUCUUCAAUAGCAGCUCCAGCAAACGGGAUGACUUCCUAAAAGUGAUGCAAACUCCGGUAAAUGACCGGAACAUCCAGCGCAAAGCCAUAAGUGAGCUCGCCAAGGUGAUGAAUGACCUGUCACACAGACCUACCGGGUCAAAACGAAAAAGGAGACAGUAUUCGUUUCGAGGCCGGAGAGCAUCAGAAUAAUGGUCAUCCUGCCUACAAUAUUUGAAUUUUUAAAUCUAAAUCUAUUUAUUAAUAUUUAAUAUUUUACAUUAUUUAUAUGGGGAAUAUGUUUUUAGACUGAAUCAAAGAUGUAUUUAUAAUGACAACUUUUAUGUAAUGAAAAUUAAUAUCUAUUAAUAUAUAUAUUAUUUAUAAUUCCUGUAUCCUGUGACUAUUUCACCUGACCCUUUUUAUCUGACUAACUAGGCAAGACUAUGUGAUUGUAAGGUUUUUAUCUUAGGGGCCAGCUAGGUAGCUGGUUUGAGCAAGGCAUUGUGGGUUGUACAUUUAUUUCAAUUGAUGAUACAAUGAGUGUUUACAAAUGGUACCAUCCAGCUGCUGCCUGUUUAGAACAUGUCUGCAUGCUAAGCCUUUAAUAGUAUAUCAGAUAGCGCUUGAAUGUGUCAGGUGAUAUGACCUGUCGUCCCCUGAUAAAAACAUAGAAUCUCAUGUGAUUUCAUGCCUGGUGCUUCAGAAUAUUGUUGACAACUGUGCCUCCCAAUGAAAAGUAACUCAUUUAUUUAAUAUAUAUGAAUAAAGUAUAAUUUUGCAACUAUUUAUGCUGUAUCAGACUUUUUCUAAGUGAAGGCUGGGGGGAAUGAAAUAUAUAAUGAAUUAGUAGGAGGAAUGUCAUUUUUCCCCACGGAAAUUUUAAAAGUGGACCCCUAAAUCCACCCCCACAAAUAAACCCACGGCCAUUUAAUUGAUUCCAACUCAUAGAGACCCCAGAGGGUUUCCAAGGCUGUAAAUCUCUGAGGAAGCUGACUGCCACAUCUUUCUUCCUCAGACCCACUGGUGUUUUUGAACCACCAGUCUUCCGGUUAGCAGUCAAUGACUUUAACUAUUGUACCACCAGGGCUCCUUAAAAUUAGAUUAAACCCAACCCAGAAAAUUAGAUUAAGCCCCAUUAAAAGCAGUGCUUCUUUCCAUUGACAAUUUUGGGGGCUUUCACUACUUUACUUGGCAGCUGUUUGAAUUAUCUUUCCAUGCUUAUCUUGGCACAUAAGGCUUCAUUUCUAACCUCUCCCCAGUCCCUGCCCUACCCCUCUUCUUGCCCUUACCCUCCCCCACUCCCACCCUGAGCAAACAGCCUUAGGUAUGGGAUGUUCAGCGUGAGAUCUAUAUAGAAAGGACUAAUUUGGAAUCAGGGUUCUGUCAUUACAAGAAGCAUGAUCUUUAAUGAAUUAUUUAUGUUCUCUAAGCUUCUUUGUCUGAAAAAGAAUAACUAUGCCUUCCUCAUUAUGUUAUGGAAGCAGUUCAUUCUCUUACUCAAGAAAUGUGCCUGGUGCUGUUCCAGGUGCUGAAGAUACCUUAGUAAACAAAAUAGGCAAGGAUCUCUGGCCUUGUGGAGUUUAAAAUUUAGCAAGAAGGAGAUAGGCAAUAAACAUAAUAAGUCAGUAAAUUGCAUGGUAUGUUAGAUGGUGAAAAGUCCUAUGGAAAAAAAAGUAAAAGUAGACAGGAUGGGAGAAUUGGGAAUACUAUAAGUGAGGUGGGGUGGGAGGGUUAGAGGUUUAAAUAGGAGGGCUAUAGAUGGUUUCAUUGAAGAGGCGAUACUUGAGGAAGCACUUGGAAGAGGUAAGGGAGGUAGCCAUUUGGAUUCCAGGGAUUAGGAUGUGGACAUUUCUGGGGGGCCAUUAUUCAGCCUACUACAGGGAAUAAUGAAAAGCAAAGAUGUCACCUUGAAGACUAAGGCACACCUGACCAAGCCAUGGUGUUUUCAUUUGCCUCACAUGCUUAUGAAAGCUGGACAAUGAAUAAGGAAGACCGAAGAAGAAUUGACGCCUCUGAAUUGUGGCCCUGGAGAAGAAUAAUAUUCACGGUAUAUUCAUACCAUGGACUGCCAAAAGAAUGAACAAAUCUAUCUUGAUAGAAGUACAGCCAGAACGCUCCUUAGAAGCAAGGAUGGUGAGACUUCGUCUAACAUACUUUGGAAGUUUAUCAGGAGGGACUGAUCCCUGGUGAAGGACAUCAUGCUUGGUAAAGUAGUGGGUCAGUGAAAAAGAGGAAGACCCUCAAUGAGAUGAAUUGACACAGUGGCUGCAAAGAUGGGCUCAAGCAUAAUGAUGAUUGUGAGGAUGGCGCAGGACUGGGCAGCGUUCCAUUCUGUUGUACACAGGGUCGCUAUGAAUUGGAACUGACUCAAUGGCACCCAGCAACAACAGGGAGGCAGCCCAGUUUGGUAAGUCAGAACUUCAGCCGCCGAGGAGGGCACCCAUGUAGAAGAACGGCCUGUAGUGGAGUGGGGUGUGAGAGUUCACGCAGGAUAAGAAGGAUGUCCAUGGAAUGGGCCCAGUGUGGGGGGUCAGAGCCUGAGUGAGGCAAGGAGGCGUUCACAUGGGGGAAGGUUGAUUAAUUAAGUAGAUAUAUUAAGAAUAAAGGGAACCAAGUUUCUUACUGUUGGAGAAGGAAGUCACAAUUAUAGAAAGAGAAAAUUAGAAUAAACUCUAUGAUAUUGAAUGGGAAUUGGAUGUAUCAGUAUAAACCUAUGAUGUGUAUAUCGAUAUAUUGUAUAAAUACUUGUAGAUAUACAUACAUAGACAUAUACAUAUAUAGCAAAAAACAAAGUGAGAGAGAAAUAAAUAAUAAGUGUAGAUAUAUGUCUGUUUGUAUGUAUAUCCCCUAGCUCUGUUCAUUGACAGGGUCUGGAAGAAACAACACCAAAGUGACUUUGAGAAUAUCUACUAUCCAGAUAGAUCUUGGCUUCUUAAUACCAUUCUCUGCUAAGAGAAACCAGGGUGCCUUGGAGAGUUGGUAUUUCCAGGGCUGAAGUAGGGAAAGUACAAGAUGAGUCCUAUCGUACUAGAAAGCCAGAAGUGCUCAGAGAAUGAUGGAGGCAUGUUGAAAGGCACAGAAGCUAUCUUGAUGGGGCUCCCAGUGGCCAAAUCUGGAACAAUUUGAACAUCAAAAUAAAUAGUGAUAGUAAUGUGUUUUAAACAAUCGAAUAAAAUAAGAAACCAUUUAUAUCAGGUAGAUACUGAUCUAAAUGAGUAAAUGAAGGAAUGGAUAUUUAUAUAAUUUCAAGAUACCUCUCUACAAAAUAUUAAUCACAAAUGGGAAAAGAGUAAUUUUGUAGGAGAAGCCUAGCAGACGUCAUCCUUAUAACGAACAUAUAAAUAAACAUCACUAGCAAUGGAAUAAAUAAAAAUUAUAUGCUCCCGGUAAGAUACAAUUAAAUGAAUACAGAAUCCUUUCUGUGAUAUCUCUGCCAAAGAUACAAAUUUAAUUAUGAGAAAAUAUCAUAUGACCCCAAUCUGAGGGGCAUUAAAAAAAAAAAGCAACUAGUCUGCAGUCUUUAAAAGUAUCAAGGUUAUACAUGUCAAGCCAAAAAACCAAACCAAACCUGUUGCUAUUGAGCCAAUUCUGAAUCACGGUAAUCCUGUAGGACAGACUAGAACUGCCCCAUAGAGUUUCCAAGGAGAGCCUGGUGGAUUCGAACUGCUGACUUGUAGGUCAGCAGCUGUAGCACUUAACCACUAUGCCACCAGAGUUUCCAUGUACAUCAAGGAAAAAGUAAAAAUUGAAGAACAGUUCUUAUUGAAAUAGAUAGUAGAGACUUGACAUUUAAACACAAUAUGAGAUUCUAAAAUGAAUCCAUUUGCUCUAAAAAGCACCUUUAGGACAAUUGAUAAAACUUGAAUGGCAACUGAGGAUUGUUGUUAGGUGCCAUCGAGUUGGUUCCAACUCAUAGUGACCGUAUUAUGUACAACAGAACAAAACACUGCCCAGUCCUGUGCCAUCCUCACAAUCAUUAUGCUUGAGUUCGUUGUUGCAGCCACCAUGUCAAUCUAUCUUCUUGAGGGUCUUCCUCUUUUUCACUGGCCCUCUACUUUACCAAACGAGAUGUCCUUCUCUAGGGGCUGAUCCCUCCUGAUAACACGUCCAAAGUAAGUGGGACGAAGUCUCGCCAUCCUUGCUCCUAAGAAGCAUUCCGACUGUACUUCUUCCUAGACACUUUUGUUCAUUCUUUUGGCAGUCCAUGGUAUAUUCAAUAUUCUCUGCCAACACCACAAUUCAAACGCAUCAGUUCCUCUGUGGUCUUCUCAAGCUGCCUUUCGAAAUCUUCUAUGCAGCUCUUUUAUUUCAUCAUUUCUUCCUUUCGUUCCAGAGCAAGUUUCAGAGUCUCUUCUGACAUCCAUUUUUGCCUUUUCUUUUUUUCCUGUCUUUUUAAUGACCUCUUGCUUUCUGCCUGUAUGAUAUCCUUGAUGUCAUUCCACAGCUCGUCUGGUCUUUGGUCAUUAAUGUUCAACAUGUCCAAUCUGUUCUUGAGAUGGUCUCUAAAUUCAGGUGGAAUUUGCUCAGGGUUGUACUUUGGCUCUCUUGGACUUGUUCUAAUUUUCUUCGGUUUCCAACUUCAACUUGAAUCUGAGGAUUAGAUGGUAGUAAUAUGUUAAUAGGAGCCCUGGUGGUGAAGUGGUUAAGACUGCAGCUGCUAAUCAAAAGGUCAGCAGUUUGAAACCACCAGCUGCUCCUUGGAAACCCUAUGGGGCAGUUUUACUGUUUUUUUAUGGUGCUGCUAUGAGUUGGAAUUGACGCAAAGGCAAUAGGUUUAAUAGGUAAAUUUCCUGAUUUUGAUAGUUAUACCAUGGUUAUGCAGCACACAUUAACUUGUGUGUUGGAGUCCCUGGAUGGUACAAAAUGUUAACAUGUUUGGCUGCUAACCAAAAUGUUGGAGGUUCAAGUCCACCCAGAGAUGCCUCAGAAGAAAGGCCUAGUAAUCUACUUAAAAAAAAAUCAGCCAUUGAAAACCCUGUGGAGCACAGUCCUACUCUGACACACAUGGGGUUGCCAUGAGUUGGAGUCUAUUUCACAGCAACUGGUUUUAGUAAAUGCGUAUGAGAGUAUUCAAGAGUAACGGGGAACCAGGUCAGCAACUUACUGUCAACUGAGUCAGGGAAAAAAAGUUGUUCCAACUCUUCUGUAAGUUUGUGAUUGUUUCACAAUAAAAAUAUAUAAAAAGUCACUGUGAGAUUAUUUCAGAGUCACAGGCUAGUGAGGCCUAAAAGGCUCUGGUUACUUUAUUCCAAUCAUACUACUUAGAAUUUUCCAUAUAUACCUGUGUCACACUGAAUUUUCCCAGUAUCACCACCUAUAUGUUUAGCCCAUCCCAGUGCUCUUCUUACAAUGUGACUGACACUCCUCCUACUGAUAGGCAAUGUCUACAUCCCUUCCCUUAAUACUGGACAGGGACUUGGGACUGUCCCUACCAAUGGAGUGCAAUGGACAUGAUGUUAUGUGAUUUCUAAGUCUAGGGUUCAGCUUCUGCCUGACUUUUACUGUGUUAAUACACUUGCCCAUGGAACCCACCAUCAUGUGUGAAGUUCAGACUGCAUGGGGAAGCCAUGUUUGAAUAUUCUGGCCAAUAGUCCCAGCAAGGCUCCCAGCCAACACCAGCAUCAACUACUAGACAUGUGAGUAAGUAUGCCUUUGGAUGAUCCCAGCUUCAAGCAUUGAGUCUUCCAGAUGAGGCCUCAGACAACAAACUGCUUGUGAUAAAAAAAAGAAAAAAAAAUCAUUCCUGACUUCCAGUUUUAGCUCUGACAUGUAAAGAGGUUGGAAGUUGCCACUCUAAUCCUUAAAACUAGAAAAAGCUGAACAAAUUGGAAAUCAACGACUUUUCUUCAAUCUACCAGAAAGCUCAGUUUGUAAGAGAAACAAUCACUUUGAAAUCUGGAAAGACAGGCAAAUCUGAAAGAAGCCAUGGUGGCAUGAUGGUUA
Loxodonta africana (African savanna elephant) is the source of this 6642-nucleotide messenger RNA. RefSeq names its product interferon gamma (gene IFNG). The record is from RefSeq and is a predicted model, not a curated record. Gene Ontology annotation, cellular component: extracellular region. The transcript has 4 exons. The coding region runs from base 409 to 909 and encodes 166 amino acids. Lineage: Eukaryota; Metazoa; Chordata; Mammalia; Proboscidea; Elephantidae. Gene Ontology annotation, biological process: adaptive immune response; humoral immune response. Gene Ontology annotation, molecular function: type II interferon receptor binding; cytokine activity.